This is a messenger RNA of Closterium sp. NIES-65, 5865 nucleotides long. Lineage: Eukaryota; Viridiplantae; Streptophyta; Zygnematophyceae; Desmidiales; Closteriaceae. The record is from the annotation of a GenBank genome assembly.
AUGGAGGCUGCACCUGCGCUCGAUGGACACCCGUCCAUCCCGACCGCGACGGCGCGAGUCGCGGUGGUAGGCGCGGGAAUCUCGGGGCUCGUCGCCGCGUCGAUACUCGCGGAGCGCGGGGCACACGUGGCGGUGUUUGAUUUGGGGAGGGGUCCCGGCGGUCGCAUGUCGCAGCGGAGGGAAAGCAUCACCGUUCCGCCACGUGGUAGCUCUACCGAGGCAGCCGUCGAUGUGCCGAAUGUAGAGGCCAGGUUCGACCAUGGUGCGCAAUAUAUCACCCUCAGCGACCCGAACGUGCUGUCCUUCCUGGAGCAGAGGUUCGGAGGAACGGGGGCGCUGGCGGAAUGGCAGGGGCGGUUCGGAGUUUGGGACGCGGAAAAAGGGGAAUUCACUCCAGGGGAGUUGGAGGACGCGGGGAGAGCGCAAGGGGGAGGAGAAGCGCACCAAGGGGGUAAUAUUGGUUUCGAGAAGCGGUUUGUGGGGGUACCUGGUAUGAACGCCCUCUGUCAAACGCUGCUUCUCCCCUCACAUGCGGCUUCUGCCGCAAACAUCAACGCCAGAUUCGGAGUCCAGGUGGCACGAGCGGAUUGGCUAGAGCACAAAAACCCUACAGGAGUGACUGAUGUAGACGAGGGCACCCCUCUCUCCCCGUCUUGGGAGCUUUUCUCGGCUUCCGGAGAUUCCCUAGGUUGCUUUGACGGCCUGGUAAUUGCUGCAUCGUACCGGACCAUGCCUGUGCUCCUGCCCGACCUGCCGAGUCUAGCACAGGUUCGGCAGGGCCUGGCGGAGGUCCGGGCAUCGCCCAGGUUCGCGAUGAUGCUGGCGUUCGCCGAGCCUCUCAGCCACGUGGCGUUUGAUGGCGUGGAUGUGGUGGGGAGUGAUGUGGUGGGGUGGAUUGGGAGGGACAGUAGCAAGCCGGGCAGAGCAAGGAGAGACGGAGGGCAAGACAGAGCAGACCAGAGCAGAGCAGAAGAACGAUACCAGGAGGAGCAGUAUCCUGGGUGCUGGGUGGUUCACUCCACUGCUCACUACGCCUCCUCCCUCCUCGCCUCUGCUCCCCCCGGCCGGCCCUCUCCGGACCUCCUUGCACGCGUGGCAGAUGACAUGUGGCGCGCUGUGAAGCCUAUCCUGGGCGGUGGCAGUGGGAGAGAAGGUGGUGAGAGUGUAGGAGGAGUGGAGGGGGAAGAGGGGCUAGAGCCGAUUUUGAGGAAGGUGCACCGGUGGGGAGGGGCGUUUCCUGUAGCGGGAGUGGCUGCAGGGGGGGAGAAGUGCUUGUGGAGCGAAGGGGGCCGGGUGGCGGCGUGUGGGGAUUUCUGUGUGGGGGGUCCAACGAGAGGGUUGGUGGAAGGCGCUGUGGCUAGCGGUAUGGAGGCAGGGCGCAAGCUGGGGGGAGGGUUGGUGGAAGGCGCUGUGGCUGGUGGCAUGGAGGCAGGGCGGAAACUGGCUCGGAGCGUCGCUGCCGUGCUGCAUACCCUACGCAAGCAGCACGCACCAACGGUGGCCCUCCACGUGUACUGGAGGCUGAGGGCGGCUGGACAGCUGUCGUUUCACUGCAAUGACGUGGCACUCGCCGCGUGCUGUGGUGUGGAGACGGAUUAUAGACUGGCGGAGUAUGAGAGGGCGGAGAGGCGGCAGGGGAGAGGGUGGGGCGGGGGAGGUGCGCAGGGGAAAGGGGGAGCGGAGGAGAUGGGGUUUCUGGGGAGCUCCGAAGGAGAUGGGUUGCUGGGGGGGGAGGAGGGAGAGGAGGGAGAGGAGGGGGAGGAGCGGGAGGAGCGGGAGGAGGGCAAGGAGGGAGAGGCGGGAGAGGAGGAAAGGGAGGGAGGAAGUGAGGGAAUGGAAGGGGAGGGGGGGCCCGAGGGAGGCGAGGGGGAAUGGGAGACGGGUGGCAGCAGCAGCAGCAGCAGCAGCAGCAGCAGCAGCAGCAGCAGCAGCAGCAGCAGCAGGGGAAACGGCAGGCACAACAAUGGGUGGCACAGCGAUGGGUGGGCGAGUAUCAACUGGCGCAGCAGGGGCAUGCCCCCACCGUGGGUGCUCACGAGUCCCACCGUGCACGCAGCUCUGGGUACCCACGCUCCUGCCCCCGCCCUGCACAUGCUGGCCGCGCAGGGCCUCUCCACCACAGGGCAGGGAGAGUUGGAUUCCGCCCAGAUGCCAGCACCGCACAUGCUGCCUGGACAGGGGCUUUUGACAGGGCGCAUGGGUGAGGGGGAAGUGACACAAGGGGCCAGGGGCAAGGCAAACGUUCUAGAGAGUGGACUGGGAGAGGUUGGUCUGGUGGAAGCAGAUGCUGCUGCUGCUGCUGCUGCUGCUGCUCUGUUGCACUCUCAUCAAGCCACCACUCUCCCUGCCCCCUCCCCUCACUCCCAAGCAUCAUGUAGCUCUCAAGCCUCCCCAGCCGACUGGCCAGCCAUGGAAGCACUCUUCCCCGUGCUGUCCGCGCUGAUCAGGUUCGAGGAGAGGUUCGGCAUAGGCUCGAGCGCGUGGGAGGAGGUUCGGGCGCUGGGGCUGUGGGAGAGAGCAGCUUUGGAGAUUCUGGCCGAGUCCCGGGGCAAGUUGCAGAGGUUCGGAGGGGAGCUGGCUCGGCCGUACCACCGGGUGCUCAUGGCUUUGGCUCUGAGAGGGAGGGAGGAUGAGAUUGCUCAGGUGAGAGAGAAAUGCCUGGUGCGUUUUUCUGAGGUGGCUUUUGAGGCGCCUCAAAAGUUGGCCGCACCACAGGGUGCACAUGGCUCUGGCUCUGAGAGGAGGGGUGAUGAGAUUGCUCAGGUGCGGGCAUGGAUGGAGCAGGACGGAGUGACUGAGGCGCCCAGCUUCCCUGCGCUGCUCACACGCUUGUGCCAUCUGGGCCAGUCAACGCCUGCUGCUGCGUCCCACGUGCCUCUGCUCUCCGUGCUCACCAGCAGCCCUGACAUAACGAUCCAGAAGCUAGCCUUACAGCAGCAGUGGGAUGACAUGCUGCUGCUGCUCCCCCACGCGCUCACCUGCUACUUUGAGUCGCACGGGUGGGAGCGCAUCACCCUCUGGAGCUCCGCCCUCGCUGCUGUGGGCCAGGCGUGCCGCCCCGACGUGCUCAAGAGCAUGGUGGAUGCUGCUGAAGCCACAGGGCUGGCUGAUGCUCCCUUCUCCCUCCCUGACGGCACGCAGCUGACCCGCAGGCAGUUCCUGGGAGCCAACUACUGGAAGGGCUUCCGCCCGCUGGUGGAGCGACAGGGGCGGCAGGGGGUGUCAGGGGGCGAGUUUGAGCGCACGUGGGGGCUGGUGAGGCAGGCCGUGGCGGCCACGGGGCUGCACCCCCAUGAGGGCAUCUCGUCCCUCCUCAUCUCUGGGCUCUGCGUCAACGGCCAGCUCGACAGGGCGAUGGAUGUGUUGGAGGAGAUGCAGCAGAUGGGAUUCGCCCUCACGCCACGCGUCUUCGAUCCGCUGCUGCUGCAGCUCGCGCGCUCCAAGCUCUUCAAGGAGGCGCUCGCCCUGGCUGAUGUCAUGCGCCGCAUGGACGGUGGGCUCACGGUGGCUUCCUUCAGCAGUCUCAUUGAGGCGUGCCUGCAGGUCCAUAAUAUCCCAAUGGCACUGGAGCUAGUAGCGGGGAUGAGGAGCACGGGCGUGCACAGUAUCCCAAUGGCGCUGGAGCUAGUGGCAGAGAUGAGGAGCACGGGCGUGCAGAGGAACAGCUACAUCUACACGCCCAUCAUCCACGCCUUCUGUAAACAGGGGAAGCUGUCAGCAGCGAUGGGGGUACUGAGGGAGAUGAUGGCAGACGGCAUUCGCCCCAACGUGGUGGUGUUCACGCAGCUGCUGCACGGCUGUGCCCUCGCGCGCAACCGAGCCAUGGGCAUGCGCGUGCAUGAGAUGAUGCAGCAGCACGGCGUGCCACCCAAUGACUACCUGCAUGCCGCCAUGGUGGAGCUUUACCAUAAGACAGGCGACGUGAAUGGCGCCAUGGAGUACCUGGCAGCAGCAGAGGCGGCAGGGCACAGAGUAGGCGCCAACGCAGUGAGCGCGCUGGUCGAGGCUCUGGCAGCAGCGGGGCGCACAGAGGCAGCUCUAGCGGCGUUCCACCGGGGGCGAGCACAGGGCGUGCAGCCGCUGCCGUACGCCGUGGGGACCAUGAUCAUGGCGCUUGGGCGGGCGGGCAAGGUGGAGGACAUGAUGGUGCUGUUCCGCGAGUCACGCCGAGGGGCACGAGGGGCGCGGAGGGUGCAGGGGGGCAGGUGGACAUGGGGGAGCGGGGAGGAUGGGGAGACUGGGGGGAAGGAGGGGAAGGAGGGGAAGGAUGAGGGCGGGAGGCAGUGGGAGGGCGUGACGUGGCAGCAGGAGAUGCGGAGUGGGCAUGCGCUGGUGGUGCAGACGCUGGCGUGCCUCGUGCAACUCCAUGACGUGCAGCGCAUUUUGGAAGUAGCAGAGGAGAUUAAAGACGACCCUCAACUCAACCGCCAGCAGAUCUUCGACCAGGUGGGGUUCCUGCCUGGUAUACGGCUGGUCACCCAGGUGGUCACCCAGGUGGUCACCCAGGUGGUCACCCAGGUGGUCACCCAGGUGGUCACCCAGGUGGUCACCCAGGUGGUCACCCAGGUGGUCACCCAGGUGGUCACCCAGGUGGUCACCCAGGUGGUCACCCAGGUGGUCACCCAGGUGGUCACCCAGGUGGUCACCCAGGUGGUCACCCAGGUGGUCACACAGGUGGUCACACAGGUGGUCGCACAGGUGGUCACCCAGGUGGUCACCCAGGUGGUCACCCAGGUGGUCACCCAGGUGGUCACACAGGUGGUCACACAGGUGGUCACACAGGUGGUCACACAGGUGGUCACACCGGUGGUCACACCGGUGGUCACACCGGUGGUCACGCAGGUGGUCACGCAGGUGGUCACGCAGGUGGUCACGCAGGUGGUCACGCAGGUGGUCACGCAGGUGGUCACGCAGGUGGUCACGCAGGUGGUCACGCAGGUGGUCACGCAGGUGGUCACGCAGGUGGUCUCGCAGGUGGUCUCGCAGGUGGUCUCGCAGGUGGUCUCGCAGGUGGUCUCGCAGGUGGUCACGCAGGUGGUCACGCAGGUGGUCACGCAGGUGGUCACACAGGUGGUCACGCAGGUGGUCACGCAGGUGGUCACGCAGGUGGUGGUCACGCAGGUGGUCACACAGGUGGUCACACAGGUGGUCUCGCAGGUGGUCUCGCAGGUGGUCUCGCAGGUGGUCUCGCAGGUGGUCUCGCAGGUGGUCACACAGGUGGUCACACAGGUGGUCACACAGGUGUUGUUGCCAGUGGCCAGGGGCCUACCAGAUGUGAGGGGGGUGUGCUUGAUAGGGGUCCGAGAGGCGCUCCGUAUGUUUCAAGCGCUCCGCACUGUGGGUGUGCAUGCGUCCCGCAUGGUGCUGGAAGCGCUGUUGGAUUCUUGUGCGGCGAUGGGAGACUUGCCCCGCGCCCUCCAUGUAAUGGACGACAUGCAUCGCAAUGACCUGCCCCCCACCGUCUUCACGCUCUUCCGUCUCUUCCGAACAGCCAUAACAUCAGAGGAUGAGGAUGCUGCUUGCGCGGCGCUGCGCCAGAUGUCGCCCUCUGAUUUGUCGGAUGAGGACGUGCAGCUGCUGGUGCUUAAAGCCCUCGAGCCCUUCAUCCGGGCGGCGGCUGAAGGAGGGGAGGGGAUGGCCCUGGCCAAUGAGACGCUGCCACGUGUCAGGGAGGAGGCUUACGUGGCAAUUUUGAGAGCCAAUGCGCUCAAGAUGAGGGGCUUGGUAGGGAGAGAAGGGGAGAGGGGUGGGACGUGGAGAGAUAGAGGGGAGAAGGAUGCAGGAGUGGGUGGGGAGAUUUCUGAGAUUCUGGCAAGGCAGCAUUCUCGGCAGUCAAAUGAAAACAGGACAGGAGAAUCACCGUGA